AUGAAGCAAACACACAGUUACACAGCCUCCCAUUACGUGAGCGACAACGGCUUUCCCUUGAGCUGGAUGUGCCGUUGCUGUAUCACCGGUGGUGUCGCCAAAGACAGAGAGGCCGAAAUCGAAGAGCAUUACUUGCGCAGCAGAACUCAGGCUGGCAAGAUCAUCGGUCGCCCUGCUGGGCUUCAAACAUACCCCAAACGAGCAACCAUGCAAUACCAGCGGCAAUCCCCCGACCCCGACACGACGGUACAGGAUUCGCAGAAAGGCGAGCCACAGGAGGCGGCGGCUGAAUCCACGACGUCGAACACUUGA
Fonsecaea monophora is the source of this 312-nucleotide messenger RNA. RefSeq lists its product as hypothetical. The coding region runs from base 1 to 312 and encodes 103 amino acids. The transcript has a single exon. NCBI's taxonomy places the organism in Eukaryota, Fungi, Ascomycota, Eurotiomycetes, Chaetothyriales, Herpotrichiellaceae. The record is from RefSeq and is a predicted model, not a curated record.